AUGCCACCCCCAGACGGCGCCAGGGCUUCCAUGCACAUCGACGCACUUGCCGUGCUGGACACCAUUCGCCGCACCGAGAAGCUCAUAGAAAAAUUCCGCCAGCUCAAGAAGCACGGCGGCAGCCGUGCAGAGCUGGGGCGGCUACGCGCAGAAAUCAACGAACUGAAGGCUUUCCAAGCCAAACUGCUCGCGCGUAAAGGAGAAGAGAAGGGCUUCUAUGAGCAGUAUGAAGCCCUUCACGCAACGUUGCCUCGCAGUGAUGGGCUGAUGAUGACCCCACACUUUCGCUCCGACGGGCGCCCGUGCGAGACAGUGGACGCAGCUGUCCAGGUUGGAGGGACACCUGUUUUAAGGGGCGGCUACGCUGCAGAACAAAAAAGGGGGCCGACCGAGACGGCCCCUCUGGACGUGGCCCAGCCCUUUGCAUACGCCGCGUCUUCCGUCCAUAACUACAGGCGGCACCGCUCCGUUGCCUUCGCCGUCGUUCUUGCAGAGGCUCACAUGCGACGCGAAAUCGUUCACAAAUGCGAUAAACGUCGCCUAAAACUGAUCAGCCGCUUCAGAGAAGGCUGCAUCAUCAUUGCCUUGUCUACCAAGCAUGGAGCAUCACAUGUCCUUAGCAAGCCAGAAUCACUCACCAGCACAAUGAACACAACUCGGUCAUCCAGCUACAUUCAGCCAGCGCCGCAAAACCCUCAUAUAUCAACAUCCCCGACAGUCCUUGAACCACGGCAACUGCACCACAAGCAUAUACCGCACGCUACACAACGGGAGGAACACGUCGCAAGCAACUCCUCGUCACGCCACCUAGAAGAACAGUACACCAACGCUUACAGCGAUCCAUGCAUAUUCAGCAGCUCGCUUGACAUCAAGAAAACACAAACAACCCAGACGCUCGACGACAAAGCGCAUAUCCACAAUGUAGAUCAAAAAUGGACUAAAAGAAAACUUAACUAUGAGGAAGAGGUCAAACGCAGGGCCGAGGAGGAAGCGGCAAAACGUAGGGCCGAGGAGGAAGCGGCAAAACGUAGGGCCGAGGAGGAA
Molecule: messenger RNA, 1044 nt
Organism: Trypanosoma rangeli
Lineage: Eukaryota; Euglenozoa; Kinetoplastea; Trypanosomatida; Trypanosomatidae
Product: kinetoplast DNA-associated protein
Exons: 1
Source: RefSeq, a predicted model, not a curated record